AAACCACAGACAGACGGCCGGACUCUCUCUCUCUCUCUCUCUCUCUGAGUGCUGAGAGUGCGUGUGAAUGAGCUGCGGAGCGAUUGUGUUUUUUUUAACUUUCAUCUCUGUUUUUAUUGGUAAACGGCGUUUAGUUUUAUAUAGUUUAAGUCACUGUGAAUUCCUUUUUUAUUCAAUUUGGUGGUUAGUUGGGGUGGUGUUUGGGUGUUUGCUGUCUCCGGCGUCUUGCCGGUCGGCGUGUGUGCACAGCCACUAUGGUAAAUGGAGACGACCUCUCCACUUUAACCAGGAAGCACGGCAUUAAAAUGGGUCAGGGCUUCCAGUGUAGCGUGGAGGACGUUUGUUUGGCUGUGGGAGAAAGGUUCAGAUAUGACCGAAUUAAGUCGGCCGCUCGGAUGAACGGCGCCGUGGUAAUCUUCCUGGACCAGCUGGAGAAAGUGAACCGAGGCGUCGAGACAGGCAUCACCGUCAAUGACAUGUUUGUUCAGGUGCUGCCGCUGGCACAACCUGCUACUAGGGUAGUCCUGUCAAACGUCCCCCCUUUCAUUACGGAUGAGUUUCUCAGCAGAGAAUUGUCUAGACACGGGAAGAUUGCUUCCCCGGUUAAAAAAAGCAUGUCUUGCAAAUCGAAUUUGCUGAAACACGUGGUGUCUCACCGUAGACAGCUGUAUAUGAUACUGAACAAUCGGAACGAGGAACUGAACCUCCGUUUCAUUGUAAAGGUAGAUGAUUAGGAAUACGUGAUUUUUGCGACCUCGGCGGGAAUGAAAUGUUUUGGUUGUGGAGAGGAGGGGCACACGGUGAAAGCCUGCCCGAGACAAGGUGAUCCGAAUCCGGCUGGUCCAGGGGGGGGCGUUGGUGCCGGGGCGAGCCCACCCGCCCCCUCUCCCGGUGCACUUGGGCGGCGGGGGUCCGCUGCCUGGCAAUCGGCUCUCCCGGCCGGGGAACCCCCCACUGCGGUACCUAUUGUCGUCUCCGAGCGGCCGGCGGCCGCUCCGCGUGCUGCGCCGCGUGGUGCUGCUGCGGUAGAGGACGCUACGCACCGGAUGGACCCCCCCCCAGUGGCCCUGCUGAAGCGGGCGGGGGCCGUCCCCCUGGGGAGCCCCAACACCAGCGAGCUCUGCAUGUGGUCCGAGUCCCACCACCACCUGGACGGCAUCCCCCGGGACCCCCACCACCUGGAGAGGGUCCCGGGGGGCAGCUCAGAUCAGAUCAACAGUCUCUCUGGAACCCAAGUCAGGACUCCAACCCGACCUAAAGGAACUUGGUCCUUUCUCUGGGACUCCAAUCCAGAUUCUAGGGCCACGUUUAUAGGACAUCGUUGAGUCCACUGCCACCAGCCCCCCACCUCUCCCUCAUGC
This is a messenger RNA of Gadus morhua (Atlantic cod), 1361 nucleotides long. Its product is annotated as fatty-acid amide hydrolase 2-A-like. Lineage: Eukaryota; Metazoa; Chordata; Actinopteri; Gadiformes; Gadidae. Gene Ontology annotation, cellular component: endomembrane system. The coding region runs from base 765 to 1325 and encodes 186 amino acids. Gene Ontology annotation, molecular function: zinc ion binding; nucleic acid binding. The transcript is spliced from 4 exons. The record is from RefSeq and is a predicted model, not a curated record.